UAUUUUUUUUAAAUUUUUUUUUUUUUUAAAUUUGCUUCUUCUUCGGCGAUGGAUGGGAAAAUCCGGCAGAGCCGGAGGUCGAGGUCGCAGCGGGACCGCGUGCGGCGGCGGGAGGCGGCGGCCCGCGACCCGCGGAACCAGAGCCCGUCCUCGGGCUCCGACAAGGAGCCGAGCCCCGGCAAGGAGAACGGCGGCCAGAACUGCACCGCCCCGCGGGGCCCGCCGCCCGCCGCCCGCGCCGCCCGGCCCCCGCGCCGCCGCCGCCGCGAGUCCAGCUCCCAGGAAGAGGACCUGAUCGAUGGCUUCGCCAUCGCCAGCUUCAACACCCUGGAAGCGCUGGAGAAGGACAUGUCACUAAAGCCUCAGGAGCGGAAGGAGAAAUGGGAGAGGCAUCCAGGCAAGAAACCUAGAGAAUCUGAGAACUGUGUAUCUGCUGAGCCAAGUGAAAAUGGCCAUAACAACGAUGCGGGGAGCUCUGAGAGAGAGGCAGAAAGAGGCAAGGAGAGGAUGAAGAAGAAACUCCCCUUGAAGCUAUCCAAACAGAUGAAGGUCCCUACAAGCAGAAGUGGCAGAAAUAGCGAGGAAGACAGCAUCAGGGAGGCCACAAGCUCUCAGCGGAGCAGCUCAAGGGACCGUCUCAGUGAUAGUUCUGCUCAAUCGCUUUCAGGAAGAGGCUACUCCUGUGACAGCGAGAGCGAUAUUGACGAUAAGACCGCAACGGAACUGGAGCUGACUCGUAUCAGGAGUGCCUUGAUAACAAGCAAGGCUUCUGUAGGCUCUGAGAAGCUGUUCUCUCCUGCAGCAAAUAAAGGUCCCACCUUGAAUGACAAGCCAGAAGCGAAAGCAGCCAAUGUCCCAAAGGUGUCUGGGCUAGAGCGGAGCCGGGAGCUGAGCACCGACGUGCCCUUCGCCCUGCCCAUCCCCAGCCCCCAGCCAGUCGCUGCUGUUGUGACUUCGACUUCCUCAGCGCCCACAUCAAGUGCCAGAGCAAGCCCACUGCUGAAGAAGGAGCCAGUGAUUUCAGCACCAGCACCACCCAGGCUCACGCCUCAGCCGCAGCCUCGGCCGCAGUCGCAGCCUCAGCCUCGGCCGCAGUCGCAGCCUCAGUUAAUCCCCGACCUUCGGAGCCAGCCUCCGAGCCACAUCCCUCCACCUCUCAACUACCAAGUGCAUCACCAGGUGGCCCACAACGGACUCAAUAAUAUCAGCCGGAGCAGCAGUGCUAGCAGUGCAACGAGCAUCAGCCUCCCAAAACACCUGCCCCUGUCUCCCCAGAUUCCACCUCACCAUUCCUCCGGCCCAGCUCUGCCCCUCUCCAUCUCUAAUCUUGCUACCUCGCACUUCUCUCUCAGAUCGCAGACCCAACACCAGCACCAUCCGGCCAUGUUUGCCACCCCACCCACGCUGCCACCUCCACCAGCGUUACCCACCAACAGCCUCGUGAUUCCAGGGCACCCUGCGGAUCACGAACUGCUCAGGCAAGAGCUGAACAACCGGUUUUUGGUUCAGAGUUCGGACCGGGCCGCUGCCUCACUUGGCCCGGUGCCGCUGCUGAGAGCGGAGUUUCACCAGCACCAACACACGCAUCAGCACCAACACACCCACCAGCACACAUUCACUCCUUUUCCAUCCAGCUUGCCCCAGACGCCGCUCAUGCCGCCCUCUGCACCUCCCAUGGUGCGUACCCCAGCCCAAAAUUUUGACAAGUACGCUCCCAAAUUAGACAACCCUUACUUUCGACAUUCCAACUUCUUUCCAACCUAUCCUCCAGCAAUGCCUGGAAUGCCACCCAUGCUUCCACAUUCAGGUCCCUUUGGGUCACUUCAGGGAGCAUUUCAACCGAAGACUUCAAACCCUAUUGAUGUAGCAGGUAGACCAGGCACAGUCCACCAUACGCUGCUGCAGAAGACUCCAGGGGUGUCAGACCCUUAUAGGCCUCCAGUAAGAGUAAGUAAGAAACCCGGGAAGUGGUGUGCGGUUCAUGUACAGAUCGCCUGGCAGAUCUACCAUCACCAGCAAAAGAUAAAGCAAAUGCAGCUGGAUCCCCACAAACUUGAGAUAGGUGGUAAACUUGACCUGUUCAGCAGACCUCCCGCCCCUGGAGUGUUUCCAGGCUUCCAUUAUCCACAGGAUCUUGCCAGGCCUCUGUUUUCUACCACAGGUGCAACACAUCCAGCCACCACCCCUUUUGGUCCCUCACCUCACCACAGCAGCUUCCUGCCUACAAACCACUUGGCAGAUCCAUUUAGCAGGUCAAGCACCUUCAGCGGCCUUGGGAACUUAGGCAGCAAUGCCUUUGGAGGAUUAGGCAGUCAUGCUCUGACUCACAACAACAUUUUUACUCACAAAGAUGGCCCAAACCUGCAGAAUUUCAAUAACCCCCAUGAGCCAUGGAAUAGACUCCACCGGACCCCGCCGUCCUUCCCAACACCUCCACAGUGGCCCAAGCCCUCGGAUUCGGAGCGAAGCUCCUCGGUGACAAACCAUGACAGGGACAGAGAGCGGGAGCCCGAGAAGAGGGACCUUUCUCUGAGCAAGGACGACAGAGACAAAGAGAGAGACCUCAUGGAUAAAAACAGGCAUUCGAACAGAUCCUCGCCGGCAUCAGCCCCAGUGACACACCAGAUCAGCAAUCUCAUCCGCAGCAACAGCCAGAGCUCCAGUGAUCCCAUCAGGCAGGUCAGCCUCGGGGACAGGGAGAGGUCCAAGGAGCCCGAGCGAGAGCACCCUGACCGGCUGAGAGAGCCGCCCGUAGCGGAACACAAGAUCAAAGAGAGCCGUUCCCCAGUGAAGGAAACUCCAAGCCAUGAUAAGAGACCCUCUGAGGACAACACAAAGCCAGUAAUCCAGUCUGUAUCCCCAUACAGCAAACCUGCACUAAGUGAGAGCCUGAAGCUUACCAAUCUAAUGAGCAAGGACAUGGAGAGAAAGACAGAGCUUCCCAGCGACCUCCAGAAGAUUAAGAAUGACAUCAAAGUCAAGGAGGAGAGGAAGGAAGACAGUGAUGUGCUAGUGGUUGGGUCUGAGCCUUCCCAGCACUCCCGGUCAGUGGAGCAUCCCCCGCCGCCCACUCUCCAUGGAUUAUCGUUGCCUCACUCGAUGGCUGCCUCCAUGCCCAUCUCCAUGGGCAGCGUGCACCAGAUGAACAACAUGAAUGUCCUGGACCGCAGCAGGAUGAUGACCCCACUCAUAGGCAUGAACCCUUUGUCAGGAAGAGAGAGGCUGCCGCAUCCCGGAUUUUCCUGGGACCCGAUGAGGGACCCGUUGCGCGACGCCUACCGGAGCUUAGACCUGCACCGUCGAAUGGACUUCCAGCUCCGGACAGAUCCUAUCCAUAGGUUUCCUACCACCUCUGGCUUUUAUGACCACGAGCGUUCCUACAGAGACCGGGAACCACACGACUACAACCACGAGAACCUUCUGGAAGCCCGCCGAGAGCAGGAGCGGUUGCGGCAAGUGGAGGAGCGCGAGCGCUUGCACUUACGGGAAGAACUUGAGCGUGCCAGAAUGCACCACUUGCACUCGUCCCCCAUCGAAAGCCACCUGGCACACGUGCCAUCCUUCAUGCCUCAUUUGAGCGGGAUGCAUUACCCCAGACUGAGUCCAUCCACUGCCAUGCACAACGGGAUUUUGAACAGGAACCCGCCGACCGCAGCACUGAGCGCGCCGCCGCCUCUCGUACCAGCCAGCAGCACCAGACCUGCCUCCCCUCGCAGGACUACUCCACUCACAAACUCAGAGUCCAGGGACUACUCCCCCUCUAGGAACCCCAAAGAAGUAGAGGCACGAUAGUCCCCAACAUUGAAUUUGAAACUCACCUGUAUAUAAAACAAGCAAGCAAGCAAACAAACAAACAGCAACAACAACAACAAAAAAAACACAAACAGGAAAGAAAAAAAAAAACAACAAAAAAAGAAAACGACAAACCUUUUACAAAAUGCACUGCUGUAAACUUUUUUUUUAAUGUAAAAUUUGUAGAAGUUAAGCACAUUUCCAUAAAUAACGGGGUUGGGGACUUUCCAACAAGAAGAUUGCUGAGAAUGGGAAUUUAAUAUAUAGGUAUUGAUUUUUGGUUUUGUUUUUUGUUUCUGUGCUAAAAAAAAAAAAAAAAAAAAAAAAAAGGAGUUAAGAAUAUCAAGUUUGUACAUUUUUUCCCAAAUGUGAGAAACAUUUUUAAUGGAUUUGUAUUUUUUUUAAUUUUGUGCUCUUUAUUCACUUAAAAAAGAAGAAAUUUUGCUUUUGUUUUUAGUUAAAUUUGCAUUUUAAAGGCCUCAGAUCCUUAAGAAAAAAAUACCCAGGGUUUCUUAAAAGUAUUAUUUAUGGAAAUACUGUAGUUUUACAGUCCACUGUGAGGUUCCCUUCUGAGGCCAAUUGAUCACUUACCUUGGUACUUUGGAACCGAAGUUACAGAUAUAUAUUAAAAUAUUAAUAAUAAUAAUAAUGUACAAAACUGUUUGUUUUUUGCCUUAUUAUAUUAUGCAGAAAUUUAAGAGGAAUUUUUUUUGACUUCUUGUUUUAAACAAAAAAAAAAAAAAGAAAACAAACUGUAAAUAUUCUGUUAAUAUAAAUGUACACCAAUAUUAAAUUCUUAACAUAGGUAGACUUUAUAAAAAUGGUUUCUAGAACCACUCUGGUUAUUUGUUAACAUGGUUACAACUCAUACUCUUGUCACAGUCAGAAAUUCACACUCAGAAAGCUCAGUACGGCAUAUAUACUUCAACUAUGCAAGAACUCGGAGGCAGGUCUUAGUGGAUGUUGGGGGGAGGAAGGUUUUAAAAAAAAAAAAAUUAAAAAAACAACCCAAAAACAACUAACUCGCAACUCUGGAGACAGAAUGGCAAUGGCAUGUGAACAGGAAGAAGGAUGCUUGUGUUUAACAAAAAAAAAAAAAAAAAAAAAAAAAGGAGAGACUGAAUUUUUUUGUACAAACACAAGGGACAGUUCGUCAAGGAAAGAGAAACACACGCUCCUGGAAGGGAAUUUUGGUUUCCGACUUUUCAAGCUGGCAAAAGCAGAUGGAACUGGCACAGUACCAUGCGGCAGACCCUUUCCUUAUUUUUUUUUCCUUUUUUUUUUCCUCUUUUUUUGUGUUGUGGGCAGGAUCGCUGGCAAGCAAGGACAAUUUUCCGUGGACCCCUUGUGCUAAUUGUGCAGUGUUCUUAUUGGAAUCUGUAUACAAGACAAAGUAGAAUUUUAGGAGUGCAAAAAAAAAAAAAAGUCUAAUGGUUGAUUAAAAAAAAAAGAAAUUCUGAUAUAUUAUCUAUAGUACAUGAAGACCAUAAGCAAAUGUUUGUUUCAGUGUGGUUCUGCCUUGAACUGCUUUUUGGCAUGAUUUAUUUUUUAUUUCCAAUUUUACUUUUCAUCCAUAUGUAAAUUUUGCCAUGUUUUACUUGCUGUACCAUCCCCCCUUCCCUUAUUUUAUUUUUCAGUGUCCAUGUUUUAUAUAUCCUGGGCUUUUUCUCUCUAGUUAAUUCAGCCAUCCGCUACUAUUUUCUUGGCUCUGUAACUCUUGUUUCCCCCCCCUCCCCGUCCUCCCCCCUGCACCCCCUGUAAUUUUAAACAUUCAGUUUCCUUGUAGAUCAAUGAAGAUAAAUACA
Molecule: messenger RNA, 5597 nt
Organism: Cinclus cinclus
Lineage: Eukaryota; Metazoa; Chordata; Aves; Passeriformes; Cinclidae
Gene: FBRSL1
Product: fibrosin like 1
Exons: 20
Coding region: 49-3792 (1247 amino acids)
Source: RefSeq, a predicted model, not a curated record